Botrytis cinerea B05.10 is the source of this 2182-nucleotide messenger RNA. RefSeq lists its product as hypothetical. Bases 479 to 1663 code for a protein of 394 amino acids. The transcript has 2 exons. Lineage: Eukaryota; Fungi; Ascomycota; Leotiomycetes; Helotiales; Sclerotiniaceae. The record is from RefSeq and is a predicted model, not a curated record.
GCAUGCGAAGAAUCGAUACUGUAGACUAGCAAAUAAAUCUUUAGGAUAAUUUCAAAUCUAGGUUGAAACACAAGAAUAGCCCUAAUCUAAAUAAAUUCAGCCACGUGUCUAACUCGUCCAAUCUUUUUCUUCACUGGGAUCAAAUCUAUCUUUGACUUCGCAAUCCACAUUUCUACUCCCUAUUUUAUCGACUAGUUGAGCUAACCUGUUAUUCUAAUUAAAUUAAGAAUGAAAACCCGAUUCAAAACGCAUCUUUACACGUUGUAAUAAAGUUGAGAGGCCGAAAAGGACUUCUGUUUCUGAGAAGAUCAGAUGAGAUAGGGGGGUCCAAUGAAUUCUCGCUUCUUAGCGUGUAAAAUUCUGGAUUCAAACAAACUUUCCAAAUCUCAAUUUUAAUCCCGAGCUUCUGCUUUUCAAAAAUCAGAAGACACGCGCCAACAUACCACUCUCAUUCUUUAUCGACAACAUCUACAGCAAAAUGGAAGGAAAGAGCACAGAGAAAAAAUCUAAGGACAUAAAAGGUGCACGGAAAGAGAAAACUGACAAGAAAAAGGCAAAAAGACCGACUCAUUCCUCACCUCAAUCAUUACCACCACGAACAAUCUCUAAGCCUAAGCCUGACGAUGGAGAUGUCUACAAAAUAUGUGUAAUGUUCCUGCCACAGAUGCAGAGAAUUGUUGAGACUGGAAUGGUUCCUUGCGACGGAAUUAUUCAGCAAACACUGCGUGGGUUCUUGUGUGGACAUGGAAUAGUGCCUGUAAUUAGAGAAUUGGCUUCCAAAGACGAUUCUGAACCAGGUGAAAGAGCUCAUCCAAAGGGUACUGGAUCUUCGAAACUCACAAGCGCUCUUGUGAAGCUUUUUAAUGAGAACGCGCUUUUGGGAGAGGGAGUGGACUUCUGCCACAGUCUUCGAGAUCCAGAAAAGGAGAAGGCUAUGCGUAUCGAAUUUAUUCCAGGCGGUAGCGUUCCGGUUCAACUGCCGCUCAAGGAGAGAGAUGUCUUAUUUAUUGAAAGCCAUGAAACAGAUGAUCGGCCAUAUCUCAUACAGGAUAAUUUUCCAGACUACAUCAGAAUUUCUGAAGAUGUCUUACUUAAAGCUUGUCCUUUCAUACACUCGGCAUUCAGUGCGAAGGAUAUCGGGAAAUUUGCUGACCCUGACGAUACUUGCUUGUACGAUCCCGCAUAUACAUCGAACCGAAAGAGAUGUAUUCGUCAAGCAAAACUCGUAUAUAUAGCCGAUCUGAUUGCUUCAUCCUAUGGGCGCACUGCACAGGAUUAUCAUUCCUUGAGCGAUUCAAAAAAAAUUGAUAGCUGGCCAAAGGAGAAAUUGUGGAAGCACACCAAGUCUUGGGUCAUGUUUCUAAGAAAUAACGACUUCAGUGAGCGCAUAUCUUCCAACCAUGAGCUUGACGAGCUAUGCAUGCUUGCCGCCUUUUUCGGUGCUAAAAAUAAUGCAACCACCGCUUUAAGAAAUGUGUACCAGGCUCAGAAGGAAAGGUUGAUCAGAGAAAAGACACAUCCGAGACCUGUUUUGUUACCAAAAGAGGAACCCGAAAGAAAGAGAUUGUCUCCCGAGAGAGUAGCGAGACAGAGCGACUAUGCCCCAAGCGAGAUCUGUAACGAGAUGCUCGGUACUACUGGUUGGCGCAGUCGAGAUGACUGAAUUCCUGGUUCCUGGUGGGUUAGAUUAUUAAUGCAACUAUGUUGCCAUUAUGAUGUUAAGUUUGAGGCUUAAUUUCUCGGAUAUCUUGUAUGACAAGUCAGCGUUGAGCUGCUGGCGUUGACAGGUUCAUUGGGUCUAUAGUUUGGUCAAAAUACUUGGGGGCUCAAAGGCAAAUGCCACGUUUGGUUUGAUUUGGGGUAUGCGAAAGAUUAAAAACACAUAAGAGCAUUGAGGGGAGAAUAUUUCGUUUGGGUUUGGGGCGCAAAGAGAAUUAAUGAUACCAAAGAUUGCUUGAAGGAUUUAAUGUUGGCUCGGGCUUGAAAGAUGGACAAAGUAAAGGGUGUCAAAGAACGUAGAAAUGGUUUGGAACAGUCAAUUUCAUUUAAAGCAAUGAAAGGACCGGAAAGCCUAAUGUGUAUCCAGAUGUUUAGUUUCGAGGAGGCGGCAGCUUCAGGGGCUGCAUCAAUACCUCCUCGUUCACAGAUAUCAGAAUAGAAAGAGCCAAAGAUUAUGUUACCA